CAGGCUGCUCACGCUGUUGUAGAAUCAGACAACCGCCUGCAUCUCUGUCUUCAAGACCCUUGCACCCACACGCACAUGAUGCAGCUCCCGCUCCUCCUCGCAGGCAUCGCCGCCUCUGCCUCUGCCGCCUGCGCCUCGGGCGUCGUUCCCUCUCUGUGGGACGGCGAGUGCUUCUACCCAGCGGCGGACAUUGGCUUCGACCUCGACAGCUACAUCGCUGGCCGGUGGUACCAGGUCGCCGGUACCGUGGCCCCCUUCACGGCCGGCUGCAAAUGCAUCUAUGCGCAGUACUCGCUCGAUGGCGACGGCAACGUCGCCGUCAACAACACAUGCGAGGCUGCCGGCCGCGCCGUCAACAUCCUCGGCACCGCCAAGCCGGCCAACGCCACGUAUGGUGCCGCGGGCGUGCUGAGGGUCCAGUUCCCCGGUACUCCGGAGCCGGAGUGCCCUGGCCCCAACUAUAUCGUCCAGGACUACACUGGCGACAUUGCUCUUGUCCAGGCAUCCAACUUUUCCACCCUCUUUGUGCUGAGCCGCAAGCAGCAUCUCGAGGAGUCGGUGCUCGAUGCAUGGAUUGCGUGUGCUGGUCGGCUCGGCUCGAAUCUGGCUGAUGUCGUCAAGACGGAUCAGACCGACUGCGCAUUCGUGUAGUGCUAUGUAAAGGGCCGACCGUUGGACUGUUGUUGGAGGGCUGUCGACAAAAGACGCUUUCCAGUGGACAGCCGAACUCUGAGGCGAGAAGUGCUUCAGAUCUUCUUUUGAUAGAGGUAGCUAUUAAUAGUCGUAGAAAGCGAUCGAAACUUAGACAAGUAAAUAAUACGGUAGAAUUGAGC
This is a messenger RNA of Microdochium trichocladiopsis, 833 nucleotides long. Its product is annotated as Calycin-like protein. Lineage: Eukaryota; Fungi; Ascomycota; Sordariomycetes; Xylariales; Microdochiaceae. The record is from RefSeq and is a predicted model, not a curated record. The transcript is spliced from 3 exons. The coding region runs from base 76 to 651 and encodes 191 amino acids.